GUAGUAGCGUCUGCCUCCUUGUCCUGGGUCUAUGCUGUUGUAGUUUUAUUGGUGCUUAUUCUUCUCAUAUUUGUUGGCAUCGGUGCCUACAAGGCCUGGAAGAAAUAUGGUGAAUCAGAGGAUGGAUUACGUGGAGUUAAAGUAGAUAAAGAACCUUUUGCAGAUAAGGUAGAUGGUCCAUCACCAGAUGGAGAAGAUGUACCACAAGAUGUGUUGACGCUACUAGAGAAAGAAAACAGUUUACCUACAGAGGGAGUAGAUAAAGGUGAUGAUGUACAUAUAACUAUUGCUUCCCCGAUGCCAUCAAGUAGAGAAGAGGAAACACCUGGUCCUCACCCAGGUGAAAUACCAGGUAGUGUGGUAGAUUAUCAUACUGUUGGAGGUAUCAGACAUCCUAGUUCCCCAAAACCUGUUAAAAAUGUCAAAUCGUCUCCAAGAACUCCCAGAGGUGGAAUAGUACCGAAGGGUAGUGUUAGUCCAUUAGGAAAUAAACCAAGUCCUAGGACGCCAAAAGGUACUGCUACUGUUAAACCUCUAAAGGCAAAGAGUCUAUUGGUCAAGUCAGAAGCUCCUGCUACUGCUGAAAUGGCUAGAGGUCGCCGACUACCACCCAUAUCAGAAAACUCAUCAGGAUCAAAAUUAAAAGCAACGAAAUCAGGAAAAUGGAAGCCAGGACAGAAAGCAUCUGUUGCCCCAGUGACCAAGAAGUCUGAAAAUGAUAAAGACCAGUCAUCUCUUCAGAGAAGAAACUCUGCAACUUCUAUUACAUCAAGAGAAAGUGUAGAUUCUUCUACAGGUGCUAGACCAAAAUCAAGAUCGGUUUCAUUUCGUCAAGAUAUCGAAGCUAAGAAAAAGGCCAAGAGAUUAAGAUCCCAGAAUUCCAGAGAUCCGAUGGAGGAUGACGAGCAUUAUUUACCACCAAAUAUUGCACCAAUUAAAAUAACGAGAGUUGAUAUUCCAGCUUUAUCACAUCGAGCAUCAGAAUCCGACAUGAAAAUACAAGAAGUUGAUUCAUCUUCUGCUAAUUACACAAAACAGUUAGUUUGGUCGACAGGUAAAGAUGUAGAUGAUACCAUGUCUGCUGUUAAAAUAAAAAAAGUUUGGCUGGAACCAGAAGAUCCAACAGAAGAAAUAUGGGCCAAAGUUUCCAGUUUAUGGCGUAUUGGACAAACGUGGAUGGAUAGAACUGUCAAUUUAUAACAGUGUGUUUGUCGUGUAAUCUUUUCUAAAAAAAAA
Molecule: messenger RNA, 1236 nt
Organism: Patella vulgata (common limpet)
Lineage: Eukaryota; Metazoa; Mollusca; Gastropoda; Patellidae
Exons: 5
Coding region: 298-1200 (300 amino acids)
Source: RefSeq, a predicted model, not a curated record